AUGGGGGACUUUGCAACCCCCGCUGCCGCGAACGGCAGUAACAUUUGCAUCAACAACAAUGCCAUGAAUCCGGGUGGAAACCCCAACAACGUGGGCAUUCCCAAACACAGCACGGUAGUGGAGAGGCUACGGCAGAGGAUAGAGGGYUGCAGGCGGCACCAUGUCAACUGUGAGAACCGUUACCAGCAAGCCCACGCCGAGCAGCUAGAGAUAGAACGGAGGGAGACGGUGAGUCUCUACCAGCGSAGCUUGGAGCAGAGGGCGAAGAAAUCCGCCAACAGUAAGCAUCAGAGUAAACAGCAAGACCCCGAAUCAGCGUCUUCGACGGAGCAGAGGAACAACACACUUAUAGCGUUUGCCCCUCCCCUCUACAGCCAAGCCGCCCCUUUGGAGAUCAAGCCCCUACCUGAGUGGGAGGAGUCAUCGGCGCGUCGCUCGCCUGUCACCAGGUCUUUUGCUCGGGAUCCCUCCAGGUUCCCCAUGCCCCCGCCUCCCUCGGUGCAUAGCACCGCCUCCAGCACCGACUCCGAGGACUGUGAUGAGAAUUAUGUAGCCAUGGUCUCUAAGGCAGACGAACUAAACAUGAAGCUGGGUGCGUCCAUGACGGCGGACGGGGGAGCGCCCAAUGUGAAGCCCAAGGGAGACAAGCAGGUGGAGUACCUGGACCUAGUGGACCCCGGCAAGUCUACCCCACCACGGAAGAAGAAGAGUAAUGGGAUUGGUCUGCGGUGUCAGAUGAGGGUGGACUACGUGGUGGUGGACCAGCAGCGGACGCAGGCCCUCAAGAGCACCCGGGGCUGGAACGACGGACGCCAGUCCACAGAGACAGACACCUCCACCAAAGGGCCCAAGUGACCCCCAGCUCACCCAGCUACAGCCCCACGCUGCUGGGCCGCAGACAUUACUCCAAGCCAGGCUCGGGCCCCGGCCUUCACCUCCUCCACUUCCUCCAGACUCCAGUGCAG
This is a messenger RNA of Salvelinus sp. IW2-2015, 965 nucleotides long. The record is from RefSeq and is a predicted model, not a curated record. Lineage: Eukaryota; Metazoa; Chordata; Actinopteri; Salmoniformes; Salmonidae.